Messenger RNA from Labeo rohita (rohu), 1598 nucleotides. RefSeq names its product even-skipped homeobox 2 (gene evx2). Bases 258 to 1523 code for a protein of 421 amino acids. NCBI's taxonomy places the organism in Eukaryota, Metazoa, Chordata, Actinopteri, Cypriniformes, Cyprinidae. The transcript is spliced from 3 exons. Gene Ontology annotation, molecular function: DNA-binding transcription factor activity, RNA polymerase II-specific; RNA polymerase II cis-regulatory region sequence-specific DNA binding. Gene Ontology annotation, biological process: regulation of transcription by RNA polymerase II. The record is from RefSeq and is a predicted model, not a curated record. Gene Ontology annotation, cellular component: nucleus.
UUCGAGCCGCGUCACGCGCACCUUUAACGACGAAGGCACAAACCACUUUUUGAUGAAUGACUUUCUGGACCAGAGAGGAUGCGCGGGUCAUUUUGAGCAGUCAUUCGUUGCCCGCACUGGCAUUCCUCUGUUUUUUGCUUCCAGCUCAUAAAGGUGUUAUAUUAUUUAGAGGCGGCAGCUGAGCUGAAUGCGGAUUAGAUCCGCCACCAGUCAUCGGAGCACCAGCCCUGGGACUUGGAUUUUUUCUGCACGACUUCAUGAUGGAGAGGAUAAGAAAAGAAAUGAUUCUGAUGGAAAGGGGACUACACAGUCCAGUGGCAGGAAAGAGGCUCUCCAACCUCUCGGACUCGGCCGGGAACGCGGUGCUUGAGGCCCUGGAAAAUUCUCAGCACGCAGGUCGCCUCAGCCCGAGAAUAACUUCCGCCUCGCUGCAUGGCAGUCUCGGGGAUAUUCCCACCAAAGGCAAGUUCGAAAUCGACAGCUUAUUCGGAAACCACCACAGCGACAAUACCUCCUCCACAGAAGUGUCGUCCUCCGAAAGCCGGAAGAAAAUAAACCUGUAUCCUGAAGUUUCUCCUGACUCCGACAUGAACAGCGAUGUGGAAGUGGGUUGCCCGUCUCAUCGCUCUCCGGGCAGCAUCAGCCAACAGAAGGAAAACAAUAGCAAAGGUUUUUCCGACAGUAAUUCAGGAACCUCCAAUACAAGUUCAUCGUCUCUAUCAAAUAUUAACGGUUCCAUCAGUAACUCCAGCAGUUCGAGCUCGGACCAAGUGAGGAGAUACCGGACUGCGUUUACCCGAGAACAAAUUGGAAGACUGGAGAAAGAAUUUUACAGGGAAAACUACGUCUCAAGACCCAGGAGAUGUGAACUAGCCGCAGCAUUAAACUUACCCGAAACAACAAUAAAGGUGUGGUUUCAGAAUCGACGAAUGAAGGACAAGCGGCAGCGGCUUGCCAUGUCCUGGCCACAUCCCGCCGAUCCCAGCUUCUACACCUAUAUGAUGACGCACGCGGCCGCCACCGGAAGUCUGCCUUACCCUUUUCAUUCCCACAUGCCACUACACUAUUACCCCCAUGUCGGUGUCACGGCAGCAGCUGCUGCGGCAGCCGCCUCAGGAGCCGCUUCUUCACCUUUUGCUACCUCUAUACGUCCCCUUGAUACUUUCCGUGCGCUUUCUCAUCCAUAUUCGCGCCCAGAGCUGUUGUGUAGUUUCCGACAUCCAGGACUAUACCAGUCACCUGCAGGUUUGAACAGCUCCGCGGCUGCGUCGGCUGCAGCAGCGGCGGCGGCGGCCGCUGCAGCAGUCAGUGCGCCUUCAGCUACGGGGCCAUGCUCCUGUCUCAGCUGCCACAGCAGUCAGGCCGCCAGCGCGCUGGGCUCCAGGAGCACCAGCUCCGAUUUCACCUGCACGGCGACCGGGCAGAGAUCCGAGAGCGGAUUUUUGCCAUACUCGGCAGCAGUUCUCAGUAAAACUGCGGUGCCCUCACCGGACCAGAGAGAAGAAAGCGCGCUCAAUAGAUAGCUUAGUACUGGCAUACACUCUUUCAUUUGAAGCACAUGUAAUUAUUAUUAUUAUUUUUGAAUUAAGGGACAGCAU